Seminavis robusta is the source of this 498-nucleotide messenger RNA. NCBI's taxonomy places the organism in Eukaryota, Bacillariophyta, Bacillariophyceae, Naviculales, Naviculaceae. The record is from the annotation of a GenBank genome assembly.
AUGGAACUUCAGAACAUGGAAGAUUGCCUUCGCAAGCUAUCAUCCAAGGAGCUUCAGCGGUUCACAAUCAGAGUUGGCCGUUCAAGGUUUGGGCACCACCAAGAAGACUGGCAGCCGAUAAUUGAAGUCCUUCGCGGCAACCCCAACUUGAAGCGUGUCGAGCUACAUGUAGUGUCCUCUUACAAUGUCUUCAGCGAUGAAACCUUGGAAUCGAUUCAGUAUGGACCAAGGAUCCAGCAUGCCAAAGAAACUCAUUUGUCCAAUAUGGAACUAGACCAACUUGACAAGAAGCCGGUUCUCAAGCAAUUUGUGGAAGCGUUGGUAGAAGUGCAGGAUCGAGUGGAUUGUUUGUAUUACUUUCUAUCUCCCCAUCUCUCUGGAGUGGACCCUGCCAAGUAUGCCAUGGCAGCUCUUGAAGGCCCGCAGACAAAGGAAGCAGCGGACAAGAAGGAGAGAACUGCGUCGAGGAAGCGCACCCUGUCUCAAGCAAUGGAAUAA